This is a messenger RNA of Leptopilina heterotoma, 904 nucleotides long. RefSeq lists its product as uncharacterized. The record is from RefSeq and is a predicted model, not a curated record. Gene Ontology annotation, molecular function: protein dimerization activity. Bases 362 to 871 code for a protein of 169 amino acids. The transcript is spliced from 2 exons. NCBI's taxonomy places the organism in Eukaryota, Metazoa, Arthropoda, Insecta, Hymenoptera, Figitidae.
CUCCGAUUUGCAAAAAUUCGUGCUUUCUGCUAAAGAGUGGGAAAUUUUAGAAGAAGCGUCAAAAUUUUUAGAAUAUUUUAAUGUUUUGUUGAUUAAGUUGAGUGGGGAAAAGUACAUAACCCUGCCUUCAGUAAUUAUAGGAUUUAAUUUACUGCUAGAUAAACUUGAAGCUGCGAAAAAUAUCCUGAUUUUGAAAGAUGGCAGAACGCAUGUAGAAGAAAUUCUGUUAGAUGCUCUAGAAGCAGCUAUUGAAAAACUUUUAAAACAUUAUAGAAAAUUUCAUUGGGUAUAUUGCGUUGUUCUCAUUUUAGACCCUCGACAUAAAAUUGAAACAUUUCAAUUGACAGAAUGGGGUAAAGAAAUGGCUAAAAACUCGAUCAAAAUAUUUGAACAGAUUUAUAAAUCGCAAUAUUACCAAACAAAGGUAACUCUUGAGCGAGAAGAAGAAGUUUCAAAAGUUCAUAAAUCUAAUUUAGAAACUGAAGACAAAUUUGAUAUGGACAUUCUGUUCUUGUCAGAUUCUGAAUCAGAGGAUGUUUUUUCUAUUCCAAAAAAUUCGAAAUCUCCUGAAUGGAAAUGGGAAAUUGAUUAUUAUUGUUCUCAAAAACGAGCUGGAAAAAAUACCGACAUCCUCGAAUGGUGGAAAAAACAUGCAACAAUCUUACCAAACCUUGCAAGAAUGUCUCGAGACUUUUUAUGUACAAGUGCGACAUCAGUUCCAUCGGAAAGACUAUUUUCACGCAGUUCUCUUGUCAUCAGAAAGCACAGGAACCGUUUAUCAAAUAAUUCUAUUACCCAGUUAAUGUGUCUUAAUUCGUGGAAUAAUUGUUCUCUUACUUUGAAAAUUGAUUCAUUGAUUGAAAAGAGUUAAACGAAAAUGUUUCGAGCAAUGUUCUGGCUCCUA